Molecule: messenger RNA, 1337 nt
Organism: Westerdykella ornata
Lineage: Eukaryota; Fungi; Ascomycota; Dothideomycetes; Pleosporales; Sporormiaceae
Product: alpha-soluble NSF attachment protein
Exons: 10
Coding region: 129-1010 (293 amino acids)
Biological process (GO): intracellular protein transport; SNARE complex disassembly
Cellular component (GO): SNARE complex; vacuolar membrane
Molecular function (GO): syntaxin binding; soluble NSF attachment protein activity
Source: RefSeq, a predicted model, not a curated record
CUCAACGACACCUUGCGCAGCCACAUCCCAAUACCAGUACGUCAAAGCCUCCAUACACAAUAUACCCGACUGCGUGAUAUUACACUACAAACAAACCUUGAUUCGAACAAAUAGUACAUCGGUGUAUAAUGGCCGGAGAUCCGCGAGCUCUUCUUCGCCAGGCAGAGAAGACGCUGCAGAGUGCCUCAGGAGGCUUCAGUUUCUUCGGUGGCCGCACAGAAAAGUAUGAACAGGCUGCCGAACAGUUCAUCGCGGCUGCAAAUGCGUUCCGCAUGCAGAAACAAGGAAAGGAGGCCGGUCAAGCCUUCGAACGAGCAGCCGCCAUCCAAGCAGACCAACUAAAGGAACCCGAUGAUCAAGCAAACACAUUGGUCGAGGCUUUCAAGGCCUACCGGAAAGACGACCCAGAAGCUGCGGCACGAUGCCUAGAGAAGUCUAUCGCACAUUAUUGCAGCAAAGGAAACUUCCGACGAGCGGCUACACAUAAGCAAAACCUCGCCGAGCUGUACGAGAUUGAACUUGGUGAUGAUGCUCGGGCUGCAGCUGCGUAUGAAGAGGCGGCGGGUUGGUAUGAGAGCGACAACGCCGAAGCACUUGCAAACAAGCUAUGGCUGAAGACGGCGGACCUCAUAGCUUUGGAGGGCAAAGACUAUUACAAAGCUAUCGAACUCUAUGAAAAGGUCGCCAAGUCCAGCAUCAACAACAACUUGAUGCGCUGGUCCGUGAAGGAAUAUCUCCUCAAAGCAGGCAUCUGUCAGCUCUGCACAGGCGACAUGGUCGGCGUUAACAACGCCAUGGAGCGAUACCGAGACAUGGAUCCCAGCUUCACGCAGCAGCGCGAGCACCAAUUGCUCGUUGACCUUGCGCAGGCGGUUCAGGACGGUGACCAGGAGAUGUUUUCCGAUAAGCUGUUCCAGUACGAUCAGUUGAGCAAGUUGGAUAAGUGGAAGACGACGCUGUUGUUGAGGAUUAAGAGUGGGAUUGAGGAGCAGACCGAGGAUUUCUCGUAGUGAAGGAAAGAGUGCGGGUGGGCUUAUCUGGUUACGGGGGCAGUGGCUGUCAGCGGUAUGAUUAUGAUAGAAACCGGUGCCUGGUUGGGGUACGAAGCAGUAAGACUUCAUGCAAGAAGCCAGCCGCACGUUCAACGUGAGGUAGUUGCUCGCGAAGAGGCUUUGACGUCUUCUCCAGCAAGAUAUGGUUCAUCUCGCAGCGCAGUACCCGUUUCCCCUCCGUCUCUUGCCGCUAUAUGAAGCUAAAUGGUAAUGGAAAAGCGUAUGAUCUCGUUUUCCACCCCCCAAUCUACGCCGUCUGGUAUACAGAACCAAUGGUAGCUGACU